Molecule: messenger RNA, 1362 nt
Organism: Gadus chalcogrammus (walleye pollock)
Lineage: Eukaryota; Metazoa; Chordata; Actinopteri; Gadiformes; Gadidae
Gene: cnr2
Product: cannabinoid receptor 2
Exons: 4
Coding region: 136-1362 (408 amino acids)
Biological process (GO): cannabinoid signaling pathway
Cellular component (GO): membrane
Molecular function (GO): cannabinoid receptor activity
Source: RefSeq, a predicted model, not a curated record
CCAGAGCGCAUCGCCAUCACAUACUCUAUCAACAUCAUUUCAUCUCAUCAGGAAUACUGGUCUCUAAAGGUGGUUUCAAGGUAUCAUUGAAAAAAUCAUCUUCAAGAAACGAUUCACAGCUGAAGCAGACAGCAUAUGUGGGAGGGUUCCACCUCUGGUGUAACCAAGGUAUUAAGACCACCGAUGGAGAACUCCUCAGUAAUACCUACAGGGGCCCCCCAGGGCCUGGACUUCUUCAUGGUGCUGUCCCGCGGCGAGCAGAAGGCCAUCGGGGUGCUGGGCCUGCUGGCGGGGGCCGUGGCCCUGCUGGAGAACGGGCUGGUGCUGGGCCUCAUCGCCUGCUGCCCCGCCCUGCGCCGCCGCCCCACCUUCCUCUUCAUGGGCAGCCUGGCGCUGGCCGACCUCCUGGCCAGCGCCUUCUACUCCGUCAGCUUCGUGGACUUCCACCUCUUCGGGCGCCAGGACGGGCCGACGGCCUCGCUGGUGAAGCUGGGCGGCGUGACGCUGGCCUUCAGCGGCUCGGUGGGCAGCCUGCUGCUCACCGCCGUCGACCGCUUCCUGUGCCUGCACCGCGCCCACCGCUACCGGGCGGUGCUGACCCGGCGCCGCGCCCUCCUGGCGCUGCUGCUGCUCUGGACCGCCACCGUCCUGGUCUCCUUCCUCCCGCUGAUGGGCUGGAAGUGCUCCACCGGGCUGUGGCCGCCCUGCUCCGAGCUCUUCCCCUACGUCAGCCUCAGCUUCCAGUUCUGCUGGACGGCCGCCAUUGUUCUGGAGCUGCUGGUCAUCCUGGCCGCCUACGCCAUGAUCCUCUGGAAGGCCCGCCUCCACACGGCCGCCAUGGCCGCACUGCAGGCCGCCACCGGCCCGCAGCGCGCCCGCGUCCGGCUGGACCUCCAGCUGGCGCGCACCCUGAGCCUGGUGCUGCUCAUCCUGGUGGGCUGCUGGCUGCCGGUGCUGGGCUUCAUGCUGGCCGACGUCUCCACGGCGCUCAGCCCGGCCCAGAGGAGGGCCUUCGCCUUCUGCAGCAUGCUGUGCCUGGUCAACUCCGCCGUCAACCCCCUGCUCUACGCACUGCGCUGCCAGGAGAUCCGGCUGGCCCUGGUGGUCCGGCUGCGGUGUCUCACGGGGGGAGGGGCCUGCUGGCGUCGGAGGGCCGGGACCCCAACCCCCCGGGAGUCAGGACCGACCCAGCCCGACAUGUCCGGAACGGGGAUCAGCUCCUAUGGCCUGGCCACCCCCUGGGGGAGCCAGCAGGAGGUGGGCAAGGGGGGGCAGCAGGAGGUGGGCAAGGGGGGCCAGCAGGAGGUGGGCAAGGGGGGCCAGCAGGAGAGGGCGGGGCCUCAGCUCCAGUCGUCGCUGUGA